This is a messenger RNA of Peniophora sp. CBMAI 1063, 1710 nucleotides long. The record is from the annotation of a GenBank genome assembly. Lineage: Eukaryota; Fungi; Basidiomycota; Agaricomycetes; Russulales; Peniophoraceae.
AUGCAUCCAACUCAGCUAUUCCAAACCCUCGGCGUCCCCCCGCUCCUGUCGUCUAAUCCGUACAGCGCAUCUUCCUUCCCUUCGCUGCAACAUCUCGCCAAUCCGACCUUCUAUCACACGCCGCGGCGGGCACCCGUCACAGCCCCUCACCCUGGCUAUGUAAUCUCAGCAAGCGCUACACCCGAGCGCAAGACCAAGGCGACCGGGACGCCUCACGCGAAAAGCCGUUCCAGGAGCCUCUUGCAUCCCAGUCCGAUUGAAUUCUACGACCUGAAGUCGCCUUAUUUCGAGUUCAGUAACCGCUCUCCGCAUCCGAUCAUUGUUCGUGAUCUGUGCUACCCAACUGCAGAGCACUACUGGCUAAGCUCCCAAUACAUCGACUACAUGCCUGAUAUUGCGGAGCUUAUCCGAACGAUGCCUACUGUAAAGCUCGCUGCUGAGUUCGCCGGGAAGUACGCCCACCUACGCAACCCGGACUGGAAUCCUGGAAAGGAGCUCUACAAAGCCAUGGAGCGCAAGUUCAAACAAUAUGGGCAUCUGGCAGAUAUGCUCGUUCGUACGGGGCGUCGCCCACUUGUGUAUGCGAACCCGAACGACAGGUUCUGGGGAUACGACGGAUCUAAGCAGAUCGGAAAGAACAUGUUCGGCAUGUAUCUGUCGAACGUACGCGACUACCUCCGCUCUGAAGGGUUCACGAAGGAUAUAUCGCCUAUCUUGAUCACAGAUCGAAGGAGGGAUCCAUAUUUCGGCCUCACGACCUUCUCGGACCAUCCAGUCGCUGAUGAUUCAGGCAACGUUUACAGGACCGCCGAGCAUCUACUUCAAGCUCUACGGUUUCCCGAUGACGACGAGAUGAGGGACCAUAUACGAGAACAAUUAUGGCACUCGUCACCACAAAUGGUCCAAGCUGAGGCUGACAAGUACUCACAUCGGGGGCGCAGUGACUGGGACGACGACGUAGUCCUUCGCGAGAACUUGGUCAACGUGUUAACGUUGAAGAUCUCUCAGCAUCGGGACCUUCUCGAGCUAUUAGAGGAUACGGGAGAUAGGGAACUCUACCGAGUGGGCCCAAAUCGCUACUGGCACCAUGUGGACGGAUCUGGUGAAAAUCAAUACGGGGAGAUACUCACGACUAUCCGCCAGGCGAUGCAGAAUAACCUUCGAAGUUAUGGACUGACCAGUGUGCGGCAGUUGGAAGGCGUCGACGCCCCAGGACAGCAUCAUGUGCUGCACUUUUCCAAUGAACCUGCCGGCCUACACCACUAUCUUUCAAACUUCUUCGUCGCGCCGAUAUCAGACGGCAAAGGCAGGCACUACAACACUGCAGAGCACCUAUUCCAAGCGCUAAGGUUUCGACAUGACGAGGCUAUGUUUGACUACAUACGUGCUCAGCCGAGUGCGCUGGGAGCCCGCCAAGAGGCCGAAAAGCACUGCGGGCGACAGAGAGCUGAUUGGAAUGAAGUACGCCGAGACGUCAUGGAUUGGGUUAUCCAGAUGCGAACGUACCACCACCCCGACUUCGCUGACGCACUUGACGCCACUCAAAGCGCUGAACUCGUGUUGGACGAUCCUGAGGAUACGUUUUGGAGCACUGGGUCGGAUGGGAUUGGUAGGAAUGAAAUGGGCGGUGCUCUCAUGAGGGUCAGGCAGUGGCUUCGUGAUAGGCGACCCCGAGGUGACGAGCAUGACGAGUAUGACGACGAAGAUUAG